This is a messenger RNA of Glossina fuscipes, 3390 nucleotides long. RefSeq lists its product as uncharacterized. The transcript has 2 exons. The record is from RefSeq and is a predicted model, not a curated record. NCBI's taxonomy places the organism in Eukaryota, Metazoa, Arthropoda, Insecta, Diptera, Glossinidae. Bases 80 to 3331 code for a protein of 1083 amino acids.
AUAUUAAAGCGUGCUUGAAUGUCGGAACUAAGUCGAAACAAAUUUAAUACCGGAUUAAAAACGAAAUUAAAUAUAUAAAAUGCGGUUGUACUUGAUUUUCAUAUUUUUAAAUCUACUUUAUCUGGCCCAAAUAACAUCACUUCCAGCAGUAAAACCUCCUGAAAAUAAUGAUUCGGUUCUUACUAAAAUCAAAGCCUUUUUGCACUUUCUGUUUAGGCCAGAGUCGGGCGUACGAAAUCGUUUAUUGUCUCAAAUCGAACGAAAUCCAAAUACUCCUGUCUAUGUAAACUAUCAUGAUGACGAUGGUAAAGUAUACAAGUUAAGUUUGCAUACGUAUACUAAAACUGAGAACAAUGAAGACAACGCGAACCAACUCAUGUACGAAUUUAAUAAUGAGGACAAUAAAUAUUCAAAUAGAGGGCGCAGCGGAAAUUUAGCAAGCAUUAAUUAUGAAUAUGAAGAAUAUGAAAAUGAUCAAAGUAAAGAUGAUGAUGAGCACAAUAGGGAUUAUCGAUAUCGUGCGAAAACACAUGGUAGACAAGAUGAAUACCACAAUGAAAAUCGUGGUCGCCAAUCAAACAGGGACGACGAUUGUGAUGAUGAAAGUGACAAUAGCGAAGAAGGUAACGAAAAGAACGCUCGCAAUAAAUAUGAACGUCACACCUUUAAUUAUGAACAAAGUUAUCAAUAUAAUAAGAACAGGCGAGACGCGAAUUUUGAUUAUGAAAAUGACUAUCGCACACAUGAGAAUGGCCAAGACGGGGAAGACAACCAUUUCAGAGAUAACGAAAGUGGUGAUAACCAUCAAUAUGCGCGUGAUAGGUUCGAUUAUAAAUAUAAUUAUCAAUAUCGCAAGAAGCGAGAUAAAGGCAGCGAAUAUUUCCCCGAUAACGAAAAUCGGGAUCGUUCUCAAAGUCAAGAUGAUAACUUUAUUUACCAAACCGGGUAUGAAAGACGUGACACUAACAAAGACCAAGGAGACUACAAUUCCAAUGACAAAAAGAAUGAUGGUCACAACCAAUACCGCCAGAACAGCUUUCAUUAUAAGCACAAUCAUCAAGUUCGUAAGUUCAGACGAAAUAAAGAAAAUCAAAGAUCGCCUCAAAGAAGAGACGAAUAUUUGAGUUAUGAAAGUAACUAUCAGAGACGUGAGAAUAAUCCGAAUGGAGAAGAUUACGGGGCUAGGCAGAAAAGGAAGAGCAACUCCAAUUAUGGAAGCAAUCAAGAUGACGGAAGCAAACAUAUUGACCGGAACCAAAAAGAAAUUGAAAAUUCUAGUAACGAAAAUAGUCAAGAAAACCGUGGUAAAAAGAAAAAGGCGGAGAGUUAUUAUAACUAUUUCAUGGGUGGUGAAAAUAAUGUUCGUAAUCAAUUUGGAGAUAACCACUUUAAUUAUAACAAUGUGUAUGGAGGCAAUGGAAAUAAUCAAGGUGGACAAAAUUAUUAUUUUAACGUUGGUACAGAGAGUCGGAAAGAAGGUAGUAGCGAAAAAAAUCAAAAGAUCAGCGGUAAUGAUAUUGAAGAACACAGUGACGACAAGAAAACGGUGAAAGGCAACUUUCAAGACGAUACGAAGAAGAGGCAAAAUGAAGAAAACAACGGCUUGAACGAAAGUAACGAACGGAGUGAAGAGAACACAGAGGAAUUUAAUUAUCAAAGCCACUAUCGUAAGAAUAACAACCAUGGAAAAAAGUUUUAUUCUGAAAACAACAAUUAUGGUCGCUAUAACUACGAACGCAAUGAUUCCGACUAUGAAAAUGAUUAUCAAAGUGAUGACUAUAAUCAAGGUGACGAGAUGAUAAAAGAUGGUGAUAAAAGUAAUAAUCGCAAUGUCAGUAACGUGAAUUAUGAGAUUAACCGUCGCGAAAAUUAUCAAAACGGUGAAAACGACAUGAAAAGCACUCACCGCAGUGAAAAAAGAAAAGACAAUUUUGAGUAUCGACACGAGUAUGAAGAGUAUGAUGGGACGGACAACAAACAUAAUGAAAAUAAUCAGAAUAGAAAAGAUUACUUAUAUGUCAAAAGACAAUCCUAUGACCCCAGUCGUCACGGUGAUAGUGACAAUAAGUACAACGACGACUAUGAAUAUUUUGAGAUUAAUCAAGGCAAGAACUAUUAUUAUUUAAACAAUGAUGAAAAUCGUGAGUAUAGACAGCCUGGAAGAAACUACUAUCAGUACUACGACGUGAACAACAAAAAUUUAAACUCCGCCAAUCAAUAUGAGGAAUAUGAAAAUAAUCAAGGUGAUGGCGGGUAUCAUUUCGUCGAUUUCAGCUACGACUCCAAUGACUAUAACACUGGCUAUCAAGAUGAUAGGAGUAAUCGCCAGCAACAGUAUAACUACAUAAACAACGAUGGAAAUAGUAGACAUUAUCGCAACGAUGAAGAAAACAGUAGACAUAACAAAUAUCGUGAUUGGCAUGAAGAGAGACAUACUAAACAUAAAGGCUCUUCCCAUGAUGAUCAAAAGAUAAAAUUUGGCAAUAGUAAUCAAGAUGAGUCACAUGAAGAUACAAAAACAGAUGAAGACGAAAAAAACUGCCAUGAAGAGAAUAUGAAUAAACAUAACACCCAAAGUCAUGAGAAUGGUGAUUCCAAAGAGAAUACUAACAGCAGCGGUAAUGAUAACGAUGAUAAUGAUAGUGGUAAUGAUAAUAAAGAGGAGCAACCAGAGCAUGGUGAAAUAAAAAAAAUGAAUGAAAAUAGCCAAAGCGAAGAUAGACCCGAUAAUGAAGGUGAGACGAACGUUAACUUCGAAGAAAGCAAUGAGAGUGAAGGCAACCAAAGUGAUAAGCAAGAGGAGCGACAAGAAACGAAUGACACCAACAAUUGCGAAACCGGCAAUGGUCAAGACGAACAACGGAAUUCAGAAGAAGAAGGAGGCAGUGAUGAAGAAAAAGGAGGUAAUAAGAAUUCAGGAGACAAUGAAAACGAAAAGCAAACCAAAGACGAUAAACGAGACGGUGAUAGAGGCAAUGAACGGGAGACAACUGACAACCAGGUUAAUGACGAAGGUGAUAAAAAUGUUAACUCCGAAGAAGACAAUGAUGAAGAAAAUAACAACGAUGAAAAAAAGGGCGAGAAACAAGACGAUCAGAAACAAGAAACAAACGAAAACGACGAUAGUGACACCGAGAACGAUCAGAAUGGCCAACAGGAUUCAGAAAGCAAAGAGAACAAAAAAGAUAACACUGAUGAAAAAGAAGAAGGCAAUAAGAUAGAUGUGAAAGAAAAAGAAACAAGUGAAAAUGAAAUUGAUGAAAAGAAGGAAAAGAACGAAAACACUAAAUGUGACACUGAGAAAGAUAAAUGUACUAACAAGGACUCCUAGCAUAAACAGGACAAAAAAAAGAAAAGCAGUGAAGAAGAAGAAGAAGAAGGAAGAGAUGA